Equus quagga is the source of this 989-nucleotide messenger RNA. RefSeq names its product C-type lectin domain family 4 member E (gene CLEC4E). Gene Ontology annotation, biological process: antifungal innate immune response. Gene Ontology annotation, cellular component: external side of plasma membrane. The record is from RefSeq and is a predicted model, not a curated record. NCBI's taxonomy places the organism in Eukaryota, Metazoa, Chordata, Mammalia, Perissodactyla, Equidae. The transcript has 6 exons. Gene Ontology annotation, molecular function: carbohydrate binding. Bases 184 to 822 code for a protein of 212 amino acids.
CAAAUACACAGACACAGAAAAUGUUAAUAUUUUUAUGUCUUAAGGUUGAACUUCCUAAAAUACAGAUAAGGUGUUCAACCCUCAAGAUUCAUUUUCCUUGAAUCUUACCAACAAAACGCUCCUGGACUCAGAAAUUGAGGAGAGAAGGAGAGAGAGAGAGAGGAAGAGAGACAGAGAGAAAGAAUGAAUUCAUCCAAAUCAUCUGCAUCACAAUGCACAGAGAAAGAAUGCUUCUCUUCCCAAGCGUUCUUAUGGACUGUUGCUGGGGUCUCCAUGCUACUACUCAGUGCUUGUUUUAUCACCAAAUGUGUUGUGACAUAUCACAUCUUUCAAAUCUGUGGUGAGAAAAAGUUCCAGCCACAGGAGGAUUUCAUGGAGCUCUCCUGCCGUAAUGAAGGAUCAGGUUCCAUCAAGAAUUGCUGUCCGUUGAAUUGGGUACAUUUUCAAUCUAGCUGCUACUUCUUUUCUAGUAACACCAUGACCUGGACAGCAAGUUUAAAAAACUGCUCAUACAUGGGAGCCCAUCUGGUGGUUAUCAACACCCAGCAGGAGCAGGAAUUCCUUUUCCAUGCGAAACCUAGAGAGAAAGAGUUUUAUAUUGGACUGACAGACCAGGUGACAGAAGGUGAUUGGCAAUGGGUUGAUGGCACACCUUUAACAAAGUCUCUGAGCUUCUGGGAUAUAGGGGAGCCCAACAACUUAGCUACAGCGGAGGACUGUGUCACCAUAAGAGACUCUUCAAACCCAAGGCAAAACUGGAAUGAUGUGGCCUGUUUCUUCCGUCAUUUUCGAAUUUGCGAAAUGCCAGAAAUAAAUACUUGAACAAAGAAAAACCUCUAAGAACAGAAGGCACAACUUAAAUGUAUAAAUGAGGAGGAACAAGGGAUGAACACAGCCUCAACUCCAACAUGAUAAAAGUGUCCACUGCACUUCAUAAGGGCUUCAAAAGUGUUUGUUGCUUUGAUAGAAAUAAAAAUAGUAGCUUUGAA